AUGGCUGCUGAAACACCCCCGCUGUAUGAGCCUUUGGAUGAACCUACUGACUCUUCAAGCCAGUCCAAGCUCACAGUUGACACUGGAGACAUCUACUUGUUUCAAUGGCUUGCAUCUACGGAGAAGGCGGUGAAAGCAGCUAGCACCGACGACCUCAAGGGGGCGCAAGCCGAGCUCGAGGCUACAUUUGUCAAGGUCAUUACCGCACCGGAGACAUGGCCAUCUCCAGGGCGUCCUGUUCGUGCUCUUGUCGCGCAAUGCCUCAUUGCAGUAUACACUCGCGGAGAGACCAAGACUAUGUUCGACACACUGCAGGCAUUUCUCAAGAUUGUAAAUGAACCAAAAUCCACUCACCGAGAGUCAAGCAAGAUCGCCGCCAUGUACUGCGUUGGCGAGAUAAUGGGCAUUUUUGGAAGCCAGGUUAUGUCUCUAAUGGUCGAGACUACGACUACAGCACUCAAGCUAUACAGAACGUCGUCCAAUCCGAUUCUCUUGCGGUACAACGCGUUGAUUGCGCUCGAGCAGUCUUUAUCAACAGCAAAGAGGGCUGUCACAGAUGCAUUGUCGAAAGAUAUCAUCAAACAAAUGAGAUACGCACUUAGCGACAAGGCCCUUCCUGUACAACGGGCAGCGUGCAACGUCCUAAUUUUGAUGUAUGCAUCAGAUGACGGUAACAGGCUUGUUUCUGACGUCGAUUCCCUUAUCGCCCUCUGCAUCAAGGGCCUGGAGGGCGCUGACCAACUUACACGCCGCUCACUAGCAAAGCUCGUCGCGCACAUUCUCUCGUCCACGCAGGUUGAGCGCAUGAUCCCCGUCGCCGACACGUCCAAGAAGCUUAAGAAGGGGCAGAACGCAAAGGAAGAGGACGAAGACGACGCGCCCGGCUUGCAUGUCGCGACGGAGGAGGCGAAGCCAAUUAUGACGCCGCAGGAGAUGCUCGGCCAGCUCUCGGCACACUUCAACAAGCCGCAGACAUCACGCAGAACGCGCGUUGGGAUCUUCGACUUUUAUGCCGCGCUACUGGCUGGGCUCGGCCCCGAGUGGGUGGAGAGCAACUACGGGAUCAUCGUGAGCCACUUUAUGAAUGAGAUUGUCGCGAACUCGCGCAACUCGACUACACGCUAUGAGAGACUGCUAGUGCGGUCGCUUGUGGAGGUCAUCCUCCGCGAUCUUGUGGGUGUGCGCAUGCUGGGAGAGCAGGCGCAGAUUACUGCGAUACAGGAGUUGUCGAAUGCAUACCUCAAGCGAUGGCCUGCGAUGAUGCCAGGGCAAGUCGCGCCGAAUCCGUUAUGUCUGGUCAUCGCUCUACGCGAAGUGGCUGGGUUACUUCAGCAACUGGGGAACGCCCCGCCUCCGGUGCAGGACGCGCUCGUGGAGCCACUACAGACGCUCUUGUCACAUCCAAGCCAUACCAUUCGUGUCAACGCUGCAUGGGCUUUGCGAUGCUUCUGCUAUUCCACACCUCUCCGCCUACCCAAAGUCCUACUAAGUGUUGUAGAAAUGCUGCAGCGCGAUAUCACGACUCUAACCACGCCGGCCGCCCCGUCGGACAUCAACACCCGCGCCCUCGGGCAUGCUUACGGCGUCGCAGCGUUGCUGGCAGUCAUCCCCGACCGCCCAUUGUAUGUGUCAUACGAUAUCAGCGCGAAGGUGUUCGACAUGGCCGUGCAGCUACUCAAGCGUGCUGGCGAGCAUGAAGUGAAAAUUGCAUGUAUCGAAGUCGAGAUCGCGUGGACGUCGAUCGCAUCGCUCAUGACACUUGGACCGAACUUUGUGCGAGCGCACCUGCCGCAGUUGCUUGUUCUGUGGCGGAAUGCGCUACCGAAGCCGACGACUAAGGAUGCGUCGACAGGCAGGACGCCCAUGGAGUGGAUGUUCCUGCUCCACCUGCGCGAGUCUGCGCUUGGGGCUGUGUACUGUUUCCUGAAAUAUAACUCUCCGACUCUGGUUUCGCCCGACGUGACACGCCGCAUUGCGUCUCUACUUGGCAACUCAUUGCAGUUCGCGAAUUCCUUCCAGUCACGUCGCGUGGAGGAAACUCCGGAGCAGCAGCCUACUGAGAUCAAGGAGCUGUCGAUGGAAGGCCGUGCGGCUCUUCUGCGGUCGCGGAUAUUCUCAUGUUUCUCUCUGCUGCCCCAUACAGGUGUCACGGACUCGACGCAACUAGCUUUGCUACAGUCUGCCAUCUUCCUGCUAGCCAGUCCUGACGGCUAUGCGGGUUCUUCUGUACAGGCAGCCAUCGCGUCUUCCACCGGCGCCUUCACAUCCAUCUGGCAGAGCGUGGAUGGCUAUGCGUACGGCUUAUCAAGUAUUGAGAUAGACGAGAGCCCCGAGGCAUGGAUCAACCGUGAUAGCGUGGAGAUCUCAAUAGAACAGAUGUGUCAGAAGCCCAUUAUCCGAUCUUGCUCUCAUGAUCCUCUAUUCCUUUGCCAAAGAAGUGCGCCCGACGCUGGCAAUCAGUGGCCAGAACCACCGCCACCAGCCACUGCCUCGGUAAAUGCAGCUAUUGAACUUUUCGCGCAGCUACUGCCCGUGCAGGAUAUUUCCGUAGCUACCCGUACCCUCUCCCAGUUGAUCGAGUAUACCACCUCCUCGAAGUUGGAAAAGAAUGCUGGUCGCAAAGCCGCCGUGUAUGUGAAUGCGACUAUUGCUCUUGUAUUGGCACUGCGCCAGGUCUCGACGCCUCGUUCUCGACAGAUAUUCGGAAGUCCCCAGGUGACCUCCACGAUCUCUAGCUUCCUGAAGGAUGUACUCGUCGACGGCGAUUUGCUGUUACGCAAGGGAAGCAGCGAAGCGAUCGGCCGCCUGGCAAGCAUAGCUGGUACCAAUUUCUUGACAAAUCAAGCAAAAACAUUGGUAGAUCAAGUCGUCAGCAAUCGUGAUCCAAACGGUCGCGCAGGAUGUGCUCUCGCGUUCGGCGAGAUCCAUGCUCACGUCGGUGGUCUUGCCGCUGGUCCAUUGCUAAAGACGACGGUUCACGUUUUGAUGUCGCUCGUCAACGAUCCACACCCUGUGGUGCACUAUUGGUCAUUGUCGGCUCUAUGCCGCGUAAUCGACGCAGCUAGUCUGGCAUAUGCACCUUUUGUGCCGAGUACCCUAGGCCUCCUUUUCAAAGUCUACAUGAUGGAAUCGCACGAGCCUGAAGGUGGUGCGCUUCACCACGCAAACCUCAGCGGAGAUCUACCUGCCUACCAGGCGGUCUGCCAAAAUAUUGAUGCUGUCAUAACAGUCCUCGGACCAGACAUUCAAGACUCUGCUCGGGAGCGCACCUUGGUUUUGGAUCUCGUUCAUCGAUUCAUCAGCGAGAACGAUGAUGGAAUUUGUGUCGAGGCCAUCAAUUGCAUUCAACAUUUCCUCAUGUUUGCUCCCAACUUUGUACAGGUACCAGAGCUUGUGACACGUUUCAGAGGGUAUCUUUCUUCGUCGCGGCGACCGCUCAAAUUGGCCUCCAUCAAUGCCCUCUAUCAACUUGUUCAGAAAGAUGCUCUGGCUAUGUCAAGAUUGGGAGGCGAUCAACUGGUUGAAGAACUCUUCGCAAUGCUCGAUGACGAUUCCUCCGUUGAUGGUGUGAGGAAUGUAAUCCUCAGUUGGCUCCAGCAGACUGUAAUACAUAAUCCAUCGGCUUGGAUCGACCUAUGCCAACGCAUCAUGUCGCGGACGACUGCAUCACAACAAGCUACAGAUGCGGCGACAAAACGGGGGGAUCUUCUUGAUGACGAGGGCCAAUCAUUGAGCACAGGUGUUACCCAAGACUUGUCAGCGGGUAGUGGGCGACAGACCUCUCGGUGGAGAACACAGCUAUUUGCUCUGCAAUGCCUGCAUACUAUAUGCACCGUUGUUGGUCAGUCUGGAAGAAGGGAGCAUCUAGACAUGGCUUUCGCUCGCAGUCAGGGCCUUCCUAUCCGCGGUCUACUCGUGUCUAGAGUACCCGAUCUCAUUAAGAUCGCAUUUACUGCGUCAGCAGCACAUGUUACGGAAAUCCGCCUCGAGGGUCUGAAAGUCCUCCGAGAUGUCAUUGAGAUCUUCGCCAAGUCGCCAGAUCCGGAUUAUGAAGAUUCCUUACUCUUGGAGCAACACCAAGCCCCAAUUACUGCAGCCUUGACACCAGCGUUCUCUUCCGAUUCCACGCCCGAGAUUUUAGCGGCUGCAAUUGGUGCAUGUGCGGUAUUCGUCGGCUGCGGUGUGGUGACGGAUGUUCAGAGGAUGGGCCGUAUUCUUAAGUUGCUGACUUCCGCACUGGAACAAUCUAAAGAGUCUGGCAUGCUGACACUUGGCGACGCGGCGGAGCUUAGUCCAAACGCAUCGGUCAUGUUACGGAUUGCUACUCUGUCUGCAUGGGCGGAACUUCAAGUAGCUUCCAACGUGCAAACAUAUUUGGUGAACGUCGUCAAACCAUAUCGAACGACUCUUGCUCCGUUGUGGAUUGCUGCAUUGCGUGACUACGCUAGCAUUCGUGCUGAUGCCGAAGUCAUCGACGAUUCACCAGCGGGUACGUUAGACUCAUCCUACUCCAGUCUGGGGAGAGAAGUUCUGCUUCCCUAUUACGUGGAGUCAUGGUCUGUUAUUCUACAUGCGAUUGCGACCGCCAUGAAUACUGGCGAUCCGUAUGUCCUUGCAGCCAUGGAUGGACGAGAGGGCGUCGUAUCAGAACAGGAUGCGGCAGAAGUGAUGACCACCCGCGAGGAACCAACGGCGUUUUUCUUCGCACUAUUUGGUCUAGUUUUCGAGGCCCUUUCUACUGCCACUCCUGACUCAAACGUGGCGUCACAACGAAUCUCAAUAACCGCUCUGCAAGCGUUGAGAUGUCUUGUUCAAGAGAAGUAUUGUGGCGCCGUAUUCAAUGAUGCGGUCCUGUUUGAAGAACUUGUCAGCUUGUUCUAUCGGAUGGCUUUAACAGAACCAGCGGUAGUGCAGGUAUACUUGGUGGAAACGGUGCAUUGCCUUAGGAUCUGCGCUUAUAUUCUGAAGCGGUCGAUCACUGGCCCGCGAAAUGGUGCUAUCCAUGACGGCUCUACCCUCGUCGAGAAGGUCAAGCUCAUAAACGCAGCCUUUGACGCAUUUUCCGCGAUCGCACAAACGUUUGGCCCUGGUCACAGAGAGCAAUUUAGAGCAGUGGGUGUUACUCUGUACAGCGAACUUCUGAAAGAUGAAACCUUCGAUGCCGAUCUCGUAGGGCCAACUCUGCAGUCUUUGAAGAAUAUGCUCGAACGACCAGCGGAAUCAAGUGACGUUGCACAAUUUGAGAAAGUGGUCCACGGCCUUCUGUCUGCAUGUCUUAUCAACGUAGAUGAGAUGAGAGGACGUCAAGGCGCGAUUUCUACGAGAAAGGUGAAGACGAACUUGUUGGCGGCGGUUCUUGUCUUAACUGUGGUCCCAUCUGGGACCGCAAUCUCACGCGCCGUUAUUGAGCGAUUGUGCUUCUUGAUUGCUCAGAAACUGGUUGAUGCUGACGAGAUCUCCUUGAGUGCUGCUCAUUGUGCCAAGACACUGAUUCUCGCCUCAACGGCCGGGAAUGCGGUUCUGCGCCAAUGUUCCAGAUUGCUGUUACCAGGAAUGGUAGAAUGCCUCGCCAAAAUCGCAGCUUGCGUCGAUGAGCUACCAGAGAAGCAUCUGACCACCGUGGGUGAGAUAUACAAGGCAUUUUCGGUUUUGUUCGGAUCGCUAGCAGAGGAUCUACGUCCUCGUGCCUUGGGGGUCUUGAUGCCUCCUAUGAUCCUGCUUCUGGACCCUGGUCGAACCCCUCCUUCCGCCUUCCAUGCGCAAAGUGUCGCACAAUUGCUAUCAUUCGCUGCAUCUUCACCUACGGCCUUCAAAGAAGCAACGAGCAAGUUGGACCCUCAGAUGAGAGAGUCCCUGGAGAGCUCUGUGAGACAGGCUUUAGGCAACAAAGCUCUUACGUCAGAGGCUCCGAAACCACAGAUAUCUCUCAGGUCAUUCUAGUGUCAAAUAGAUACCGUGUAGCUAACUACGAGCACCCGUACUGUAUUAUCGCACUCUACGAUACCACGCCGUUAGGAGAUGUGUUAGAUAUAAUAAAUACAAGGAAUGUAUCAGUAUGUUAACGUGCA
Postia placenta MAD-698-R-SB12 is the source of this 6068-nucleotide messenger RNA. RefSeq lists its product as hypothetical. Lineage: Eukaryota; Fungi; Basidiomycota; Agaricomycetes; Polyporales; Adustoporiaceae. The coding region runs from base 1 to 5940 and encodes 1979 amino acids. Gene Ontology annotation, biological process: retrograde transport, endosome to Golgi; endocytosis; intracellular protein localization. The transcript has 19 exons. Gene Ontology annotation, cellular component: Golgi apparatus; endocytic vesicle; membrane. The record is from RefSeq and is a predicted model, not a curated record.